Messenger RNA from Spathaspora passalidarum NRRL Y-27907, 792 nucleotides. RefSeq lists its product as uncharacterized. Gene Ontology annotation, biological process: lipid storage. NCBI's taxonomy places the organism in Eukaryota, Fungi, Ascomycota, Pichiomycetes, Serinales, Debaryomycetaceae. The coding region runs from base 1 to 792 and encodes 263 amino acids. The transcript has a single exon. The record is from RefSeq and is a predicted model, not a curated record.
AUGGACACCAGACCCAACGACGACAGUCCAAUUGUAGACUGGCUCCAGUUUCUCGGAUUGGUCAUACCCUCCCAAGUUACUCGGAGUUGGUUGUACUUUACAACGAGUGCAUCAACCACGUUCUUGGUGUUGCUACCGUUGGCGAUCCUUCAAUACAACCACUACUACAACACGCUUAUUCCCAACUCAUCCUCGCCGGUGAUUCCAUUAAACUUCACAACGAAUAGAACCAACUAUCUCAGUAACUAUAUCGUGCCCCGAUUCCCCGAUUUCGAAUUUGAUUCUGAAUUAACCUACAUUUUCAACAUUGAUUUGGAAUUGCUCUGUCCCGAUCAUAAUCCCGAGAACACCCUCCAUAAAAUAUAUUACCAAUUGAAUGAUAACGCCGGCGUAUUUCAUCAGGGUAGCUUCAUAUUGGAUUGCAACCCCCAGCUAAUUUAUUCCGUUCAUAACAUUUACGUACCCUACGCUUUGCAAUCGUGGGUGUCUCCCAUUUUCCUGUCCCAGGCGCGAAAUCAUCCUGUGACAUUGCAGACUUAUGAACUACGAGGAAGAGAACUUGCGCUGAUUCCUCAAUUCACGAUGAAACUCGAUAACAACAGGCAGUACCUCAUUGAUGAUAAUGAAUCACAGCUUAGAUUCGAUGUCAAGUGGACUGGGUUCAGGUAUUACUUGGUCAAGUAUUACUAUAGCUGUUUUGCUGUGGGAACAUUUAUUUUCUUUAGUAUAAGUUCGGGAGUUUCGGUCUUGGUUAGUUAUGCAUUGUUGUUAUACAACGCUAAGCAGAGUUAG